GACCUUGCUGCCGCGCACCCGGGGCGGGAGGCGGGAGGAGCGGAGCCAGCGCUGCGCGGGGUGCAGUCUCCAAUGCGCGGCGCGGAGGCGCCCCCGACGAUCCGAGCCCGCUGCGCCCCCUCCUCACGGCUUACCUGGUGCCAGUUAAGGUAACAGGUCUGGCCUCACCCCACAGACAAUGGCUUUGCCCCCCAUGAGCUAGAGCCUGCUCCCCUCCCCCGGUGCCGGCCCCCCGCCCCACCCCACCAGCCAGCAGGAUGCAGCUGUGGAAGGCGGUGGUGGUGACCCUGGCCUUCAUGACCACGGACGUCGGCAUGACCACGGCCAUCUACAUCUUCAGCCACCUGGACCGCAGCCUGCUGGAGGACAUCCGCCACUUCAACGUCUUCGACUCGGUGCUGGACCUCUGGGCGGCCUGCCUGUACCGCAGCUGCCUGCUGCUGGGGGCCACCAUCGGCGUGGCCAAGAACAGCGCCCUGGGGCCCCGGCGGCUGCGGGCCUCCUGGAUGGUCAUCGCCCUGGUGUGCCUCCUGGUGGGCAUCUACACCAUGGUGAAGCUGCUGCUCUUCUCCGAGGUGCGCAAGCCGGUGCGGGACCCGUGGUUCUGGGCCCUCUUCGUGUGGACCUACAUCUCGCUCGCAGCCUCCUUCCUGCUCUGGCGGCUGCUGUCCACGGUGCGGCCGAGCGCCAAGGCCCUGGAGCCGGGGGCGGGCGCCGAGGCCGAGGCCGAGGGCCUCCCCGCCGAGGACCAGCCGGCGUCGGAGCAGGCGUCGGGGGCCACGCUGCAGAAGCUGCUGUCCUACACCAAGCCCGACCUGGCCUUCCUCGUGGCGGCCUCCUUCUUCCUCAUCAUCGCGGCUCUGGGAGAGACGUUCCUGCCCUACUACACCGGCCGCGCCAUCGACGGCAUCGUCAUCCAGAAGAGCAUGGAGCAGUUCAGCACGGCCGUCGUGGUCAUGUGCCUGCUGGCCCUUGGCAGCUCAUUUGCCGCAGGUAUUCGGGGCGGCAUUUUUACCCUCAUAUUUGCCAGACUGAACAUUCGCCUCCGGAACUGCCUCUUCCGCUCGCUGGUGUCUCAGGAGACGAGCUUCUUUGACGAGAACCGCACAGGCGACCUCAUCUCCCGCCUCACGUCGGACACCACCAUGGUCAGCGACCUGGUCUCGCAGAACAUCAACGUGUUCCUUCGGAACGCGGUCAAGAUCACGGGCGUGGUGGUCUUCAUGUUCAGCCUCUCCUGGCAGCUCUCCCUGGUCACCUUCAUGGGCUUCCCCAUCAUCAUGAUGGUGUCCGACAUCUACGGCAAGUACUACAAGAGGCUCUCCAAGGAGGUCCAGAACGCCCUGGCCAGAGCCAGCAACACGGCCGAGGAGACCAUCAGUGCCAUGAAGACCGUCCGGAGCUUCGCCAACGAGGAGCAGGAGGCGGAGGUGUACUCGCAGAAGCUGCAGCAGGUGUACAAGCUGAACAGGAAGGAGGCGGCCGCCUACACGUACUACGUCUGGGGCAGCGGGCUCACGCUGCUGGUGGUCCAGGUCAGCAUCCUCUACUACGGGGGCCACCUCGUCAUCUCCGGGCAGAUGACCAGCGGCAACCUCAUCUCCUUCAUCAUCUACGAGUUUGUCCUGGGAGACUGUAUGGAGUCCGUGGGCUCUGUCUAUAGCGGCCUGAUGCAAGGAGUGGGGGCUGCCGAGAAGGUCUUCGAGUUCAUUGACCGGCAGCCAACCAUGGUGCAUGAUGGGAACUUGGCCCCUGACCACGUGGAGGGCCGCGUGGACUUUGAGAACGUGACCUUCACCUACCGCACUCGGCCCCACACCAAAGUCCUGCAGGACGUCUCCUUCAGCCUGUCCCCAGGAAAGGUGACUGCGCUCGUGGGGCCCUCGGGCAGCGGGAAGAGCUCCUGCGUCCACAUCCUGGAGAACUUCUACCCCCUGGAGGGGGGCCGUGUGCUGCUGGACGGCAAGCCCAUCAGCGCCUAUGACCACAAGUUCCUGCACCGCGUGAUCUCCCUGGUGAGCCAGGAGCCGGUGCUGUUUGCCCGCUCUAUCACGGAGAACAUCUCCUAUGGCCUGCCCACCGUGCCCUUCGAGAUGGUGGUGGAGGCUGCUCAGAAGGCGAACGCCCACGGCUUCAUCAUGGAGCUCCAGGACGGCUACAAUACAGAGACGGGGGAGAAGGGCGCCCAGCUGUCGGGGGGCCAGAAGCAGCGGGUGGCCAUGGCCCGGGCUCUGGUGCGGAACCCGCCCGUGCUCAUCCUGGACGAAGCCACCAGCGCUCUGGACGCGGAGAGCGAGUUCCUGAUCCAGCGCGCCAUCCACGGCAACCUGCAGAAGCACACGGUGCUCAUCAUCGCGCACCGGCUGAGCACGGUGGAGCGGGCGCACCUCAUCGUGGUGCUGGACAAGGGCCGCGUGGUGCAGCAGGGCACCCACCAGCAGCUGCUGGCCCAGGGCGGCCUCUACGCCAAGCUGGUGCAGCGGCAGAUGCUGGGGCUCGAGCCCGCCCUGGACUGCACGGCCGGCCACAGCGAGCCGGGCAGCGGCGGCCACAAGGCCUGACCGUCCGCCCUGCCUGUCCCGUGGGGCAGAGGCCCCGCGCCCACUUGGCGGAUGUGCCCACGGAGGGCAGCCCCUGAGCCCAGGCCCACGGCCCUGGCGGGCGGCUUGCCAGGCCCCCGUGUCACUGCUUCCUGCAUCUUGUCCUGGUUCCCGCGGUUCCCGGCCGCCAGCCCCAGGCCGCGAGCCACUCCCUCCCGUCUGGACAGUGGGGGCGCCGCGGUCUCCCCACCUGAUCUCCGAGGCGAAGGCAGCGUCACCUUUUCACACCAGGAUCUCACCAGGGAUUUUCACUGUUUGGUUGGAUGGUCCCUGGCCAACUCCCAGAUUUCAAAAAUAUUUUCUCAUUGGGAGUAAUGGCGGGCAAGGUCACUGAGACGUUCUAGAAACUUCUGAGCCAGGAAUGAAUGACCUUUCCCAACAGCCUGGGGGAGGUCAGGGGGGAACUAGGCCUCUUCCCUUUGCCCCUCUCUCCCUCUUCCCAGCUUCGUGAGUCAGGCCCAGGGCGGGUGGGAGGAUGUCCGCCGCCCCCGCCGCCUGCCCAAUCCGAGCCAGUCUCACUGUGAACCACUACGAACCUUAACUGGGGGAGUGGGGGGCUGGCCAGGCCUGGCGGAGCCUCGGGGUGACCCCAGCCCAGCACCCAGCUUUAGCCCCUCCCCGGCUCCCCACCGCUGGCCGCCCCACCUGCCCCCACCUGCCACUCUGCUGCUCCCAGGCCUUUGAUGUUUGGGACACCCGUUCUCUCCCCUGACCAGUGGAUGGGACAGUGGCAAAGUCCAGGGUCUGGCUUUGCAGGGAGGUUGCAAGAUGUUGGGAGAACCCAGUCAAUAAAGUGUACUACCUCUGA
Messenger RNA from Myotis myotis, 3408 nucleotides. RefSeq names its product ATP binding cassette subfamily B member 9 (gene ABCB9). Gene Ontology annotation, cellular component: lysosomal membrane. The transcript has 12 exons. Bases 258 to 2561 code for a protein of 767 amino acids. Lineage: Eukaryota; Metazoa; Chordata; Mammalia; Chiroptera; Vespertilionidae. The record is from RefSeq and is a predicted model, not a curated record. Gene Ontology annotation, biological process: peptide transport; transmembrane transport. Gene Ontology annotation, molecular function: ATP hydrolysis activity; ABC-type oligopeptide transporter activity; ATP binding.